AUGGAGUACCAGCUAGCAUCCUGUCGCCGCCAUGGAGCUUGCCACCGCCAUGCUUGGCCUCUGGAUCUGAGAGAGGAUAGGAAGCAGGGAGCGAGAAGAGCGGAGAGGGAGGAGUCGAAUCUGAGGGAGAGAGAUGCGGAGGGCCGCGAAGUGGUGGAUGGGGCGCCGGCGCUUGGGGCGAGGUGGGUCGCGUGA
Messenger RNA from Miscanthus lutarioriparius, 195 nucleotides. The record is from the annotation of a GenBank genome assembly. Lineage: Eukaryota; Viridiplantae; Streptophyta; Magnoliopsida; Poales; Poaceae.